Spirometra erinaceieuropaei is the source of this 1839-nucleotide messenger RNA. Lineage: Eukaryota; Metazoa; Platyhelminthes; Cestoda; Diphyllobothriidea; Diphyllobothriidae. The record is from the annotation of a GenBank genome assembly.
AUGGCAGGAUGGCGCGCGUCACGGACAACGGAGCUGUCCGGGGCAUUCACACUGACCAACGGAGUGAAACAGGGCUGCGUCCUCGCGCCCACUCUCUUCAAUCUUAUGUUCUUUGCCAUGCUGAUGGACACCUACCGUGACGAACGCCCCGGGAUCCACAUCGCCUACAGGACGGACGGCCACAUCCUCAACCACAGGCGGAUGCACUUCCAGCCACGUGUACCUACAACCACCGUCCACAAACUUCUCUUCACCGACGACUGCGCCCUCAACACCACCUCGGAAGGGGGCAUGCAAAGGAGCAUGGAUACCUUCUCCGCCUCCUGUGAUAACUUCGGCCUGAACAUCAACACAAAGAAGCAAGGUCGUCAUGCAUCAACCGCCACCCCACAUAGCCCACAAUGCGCCGUAAAUCAGCGUGAAUGGAACCCAACUGCAAGUGGUGGGCAACUUCACGUAUCUAGGCAGCACCACGAUCGACGACGAAGUUGCCCACUGUAAUUCUAAAGUCAGCCAAGCCUUCGGCCGUCAUCUAAACACAGUCUGGAAUCGUCACACUUUCCAGCUCAGCACAAAAUUGAAGAUGUACAAGGCAGUCAUCCUGCCGACGCUGCUGAGUGGAGCGGAGACCUGGACGGUUUAUAAGAAGCGAGCGCGGAAACUCAAGCCCUUCCACCUCAGCUGUCUUCGACGGAUACUCAAGAUGAGGCAGCAGAACCGAAUCCCCGACACGGAUGUAUUGGAGCGCACGGGAAUUCUCAGCAUCUACGUCAUGAUGAGACAACUGCAACUGUGUUGGAGCGGCCAUCUCGUGCGGAUGGAUGAGGAGCGGCUACCAAACGACUCUUCUAUGGCGAUGUCGACACGGGUUCCCACCGCAAACGAGGCAAAAUUAGUCGAUCCAAGGACAUUCUGAAAGCCUCCCUAAAGCGUCUGCAGAUUAACCCGGCCAACUGGGAAGACCUCGCUCGAGACCGACCGACCUGAUGGAGGACAGUGAAGACAGGCGGAACGAUCUACGAGGUAAACGGCAUCUUCGCCGCGAAAUCUAAACGAGAAGCACACAAAUCGCAACUGCGUCCACCUAGCAACGUCAGGGCCCAACCACCCCCAACGUGUCCACGGUGUCGGCGGACAUUCCGGGCGCCAACUGCACUUGUCGGUCACCUUCAGACCAACUGCAGCGCUUGGACUGCACCAACCGUCGUCUCUCUAUCCACCCCUCCCUCGAUUUCUACGCCGUCAACUAACUCUGACCGUCCUCCCGAACCACCGUUUUCAUCCUCCUCCUCUUGCUUCCUCACUACCUCAAGGUCUGCUGCUGUGGCGUCUGCCACACACAUCAACGUGACAAACAAUCCUGACAUAUCAACAAACACCGACACCACAAGUGUCGACACAAGUAGUGAGGGCCUGGUCUAUACCCGUCCUCAUUGCGACCGCACCUUCACCUCGCACAUCGGCCUGGUCGGUCCAUUGCAGAUUGGCGAGCCAGUGCCUGGAGCAUCAACCUACAGCCGCCGCAUUCGCCUCCACUGUCUACACUACACUCGCACAUUCAUGCACCACAUGAGCCUAUUCGGUCACAUGUGUAUUCACGAGGGCGGAAUUGACCGCAGACCUGGCACAUCCAGCACACCCACCAUGGCUAGUCCUGCCCGCACUCCGCAGACCGGCGCGCCCACCGCCACCAGUUCCAUCACACUCAGUACAUCUUGCAAACUCACUAUGCUCAGCCCAACCCACACUACAUUGCCCAGCGCGCCCACCACCAUCACCACCACCGAAGCUUGUACUGACACCGCCGACUUCGGUCGAGCGCGCAUUCGAUCCACGUGA